UACAGAUACAACCCGCAACUGUUUGAUCGUCUUUUGCAUGAUUCAGUGUCCACCUAUUCGUUGUAAAAAGCAAAUCAUUAGAAGCUUCAAAAUAUGCGAUAAUGCGAUGGAAAAUCAGGGUGCCAAAGUAAAUUCGGAGCGCCCGGGCCCUAUAAGAAUAAUUAAUACGCAGCUGCAUCCACUCUUUCGCGAUACAGUGCAGUGUCGUCUACAGAUAGGAGAGAUUCAGUUGGUUGACAACCCGGAUAUUGUAACUGGACAAAAAGUGGAAAUCUGGCAAUUCCGACUGUGGAACGAAAACGUCGAACGGGAAAUGUAUAGCAAAUGUUACGGCAGGUUGUUGAAGUUGCUGAAAACAACCUACUCAGAAUGUCGGGAAACUGGACGUCUGCGAGCCGAUAGUGCGAAUGUGGUUCACUUCUUUGAAUGGGGAUUUACUUCUCCCUUGAAGGCAGGAAUGCCGCCAGAGUUCCAAGUGAUUGCCGAAUGGUGCACAGGGGGGAAUUUCACGGAUGCCGCCAAGCAUUAUGUACCGAUCCAUGUGAUACGGCAGUGGUUGUACGAAAUGCUGUGUGGCUUGGAUUUUUUACACAAAAACCGCAUCGUUCAUCACAACCUGCACAGCCGCAUAAUCUAUUUCACGCAAGCGAACUUCAAAGGUACCGUGAAGAUUGGCGGCUUUAACCAUCGGCGACAGCUGGAAGUGGGUCCGAAUGAUCUGGCGAUAAGGGGCGACAUCAAUUCCUUCUCCGCCGAUGACGGGCGUUUCGUUGCUCCAGAACUGGUAAAGGUGUGCGACGAUUACGAUAUCGGGCGUCGCAGUGAUAUCUGGAGCGUCGGUUGCGUUGCACUGCAUCUGCUAACCGGACAACCGCCACUGUACGUUGGAGCCAGAAAUCGACCUAUCAGACUGGAGAUGGCGGUUCUGUAUUGCUUGAACGGGGCAGACAGAAGCCCAGAUGAAAGACGGCCCUUCAUUCUGGAAUCCCUGCCAAAACGUACCAAGGACUUCGUCCUCCGGUGUUUGGAAUUUGAUCCGAAAGAGCGACCACUGGUGUCCGAACUGCUUGAAAAGAACGGACCGCUUUUCUUUUUCCAUGCCACGCCGGAUAAUCCUGGGCGCUAUCAAAACCAGGAAAUGAAAGUUUUACCGCGGGAUACGCUAAAUUACUGGGCAAAGGACAUUAAAGUGCCGUUCGGUGAUUUGGGAGAUGAUAUGCGCACAGACGAUUUGUAUCUGGAUGUACAAGAAAUCCGGGAAUGCAUACACGACGUUCUCCACAAAUCCUUUAAUACAGGAAGUAUAUAUCUGGAGAACAUUGGUUACUACAAGAAUGGUGAAUCCACAAUAAUUUAUUCUCUUAAAAACACCACAAGCAACUUACUCUCUCUAUGGAACAAAUGGCUGGAGGAGCGAUCGCCCAAUGUGGCGUAUAUCCCGCCGGAAUGCUUGGCCGCUCUCCCGCAUUCAACGGGUGAUACCAGCAAAGUGGAUAGUUGGGCUGUCGGGUGCCUGCUGAUACACUUACUAAAGCGCGGACAGCCGCUGACUCUCAAGCGAUUUUUGCGAAAUAGCUCGGAAAAAGUAAAUUUCGAGCUGCGCGAAGAGCCUCUACUGGAAAGCCUUCAAAGGUUUUACACGACCGAUGGAGAACAAGGACUGGUCAUUGGGCCGGCAGUUCCGCCCAUUCCGAAUACGCCCGCUGCGUGCAAGGAUUUCCUGGCGCAUUCGCUCAAAAUUGACGCAGCAACUCGCUCAUCUCUUGCAGAACUGCGCGCCCAUCCAUUCGUAGAUUUAAGCAAAUCAUUGGAUAAAUUAUGUGCGUUAGAGAAUCAGAGCGCGGAGACGUUCUCAGUCGGCGAAGGCACUAUAAGAAUAAUUGACACGAAGAAGCAUCCGUUUUUCUACGAUACAGCACUGUGUCGUCUUCAGAUAGGGGACGUCCAGUUGACAGCUAAUCCCGGCAUGGCCACUGGGCAGAUGGCAGAAAUUUGGCGGUUCCAACUCGCGAAUAACAAUAAAAAUCGGGAAAUUUACGCAAAGACUGUCGAGAAAUUGUUGAAUUUGCUGGAGGCUACUGAUAAGGCAAAUAAGAGAUUAGGUUCCUUGCAGAACACAAAUGCCCAUGUUACUCGCUUCUUUGGAUGGCAGUUCGCUGCACCCAUGGAUCCACGAUGGCUGCCGGAGUUCCGAGUGUUUGCUGAACUGUGCAGAGGCGGGAAUUUCCAGGAUGCCGCCGCGUAUUCUCUACCGCUCAAUAUGAUACAGAAGUUGUUGUACGAAAUGCUGUGUGGCCUGGAUUUUUUACACAGACACCGUACCGCCCACAGCAAUCUGAACAGUCGCAUGAUAUUCUUUACGGGAGCAAACUUCACCGGAACCGUGAAGAUUGGAGGCUUCCAUAUUGUACGAUUGCGGGGAGAGGAUCGCACAAUCAGGCCUAACGUCCGUGCUUCCUCCGGCGAGGACGGUCGCUUCGUCGCUCCGGAACUCUCCUACACGUGCAACAAUUACGAUAUCGGGCGUCAAAGCAAUAUGUGGAGCGUUGGCUGUGUGGCGCUGCACCUGCUAACCGGAGCACCGCCACUGUACACCGGACAUAAAAAUCAGCCCUUAUUGCUAGAAGAAGCUAUUCUCUAUCAUUUGAACACCUUUGGAAAACUUCCUAAUAUCCCGAAUUCGUUACCAAAAUGCGCCAAAAACUUUGUUCUCCGGUGCCUAAAAUUUAAUCGAGAAAAGCGGCUGCUGGCGUCCGAACUGCUGGCAAGCAAUGGGCCGCUUUCGAGGUUUAACAACGACCCAGAUAAUCCGCGGCGCUACCAGAAUCAAGAAAUGAAAGCAUUAUCGCAAGAUACGCUCGAUUACUGGACAAAAAAGACACACCCCGGCUUAAGUAGCACAGGAAGCAGUAGCGCAAAAUUAGAGCAUCUUUGGGAGGAGGACGAAAACAGAAGUGCUAAGGAUACACCACCGCGGCAUUUAUCGCUAGAGAAAAAGAAACAUAAACACAGCAAACUGCUUUCCUGUUUCAUGCGUUCCUAGCGGUGAUCCCUUGAUGAAAAGCGUUCGUUGCUCAUGAAUUUGGCUGAGAAUUAAUUUUUGCCUUCUGGUUUGCCUUUAAAGGA
This is a messenger RNA of Paramacrobiotus metropolitanus, 3126 nucleotides long. RefSeq lists its product as uncharacterized. Gene Ontology annotation, biological process: protein phosphorylation. The record is from RefSeq and is a predicted model, not a curated record. The transcript has 5 exons. Gene Ontology annotation, molecular function: ATP binding; protein kinase activity. Lineage: Eukaryota; Metazoa; Tardigrada; Eutardigrada; Parachela; Macrobiotidae. The coding region runs from base 38 to 3043 and encodes 1001 amino acids.